AAUAGUUUUCAGACACUAUGUAAAUUUUCAGAAUUCUGAAGCGAAAUGCUGCUAGCUCCAAUUCACGAUGUCGGCAAAAAUAAUAAUAGCAUUUUCUUUUCUUCAUCUCUUCGAACUUGUUAGGGUUUAUUCUGAAAACGUGACAAUAAGCAAUGAAACGUGUGCGUUUCAAGAGUUCAAUUUAAGUCUUCAUCAUUCUGUGCGAAAUUUUGUCGACGAAAGAAUAUCGAAUAAUUCUGUCGAGUGUAAAGAAACGUGCUGCCUUGCCAAACUUUGCGAUCUUGCACUCUUUGUGCCGAAAAAUGGGUCUUGUCAAUUGUUCAACUGCUUUACUAAUCAAUCGGUUCAAUGCGCGAUGGGAAACGAAACUGAUUUGCAAACGCUGUACAAAAUGGUGAUGCUGAGAAAAGAAGGCGCUGUUGCGAGUGUAGUGAAUUGCACUGUAAAGCAAGCAUCUGAAUGCAGAGAACACGAGACAUGCGUUGUUACGAGUGAGUCGAACGAAGGCUACCAAUGCAACUGCCUCUCUGGGUUCAUUCGCAAUGCAGACGGACUCUGUGCUGAAAUUACAACCACUCCGCCCCCCGGAGGAGCGGAUGGUAAACAGAGUGUGACUAAUAGUAGUGGUGCAGAUAAGGAAGGUGUGAUGGGGGCAAGCUUCAAAGACAGUACACCAUCAGGGUCGCCUCUGACUGUCAGUUUAGGAGAUAAUAAGGUGUUGAAGUAUCCGUUGACAAGGACACAAAUUCAAGGAACAGUAAUACCGACUCCAGUCUCCGAGACAGACGAGGUGGCCAUGAUAUACAACUGGGAUGUAAUCUCCAAGCCAAAAGGAGACGCCUCCACCCUCGAUCACAAGGACGCAUCUGCGACGUUGUCCAACAUGACAGCGGGCGUGUACAGUGUGCAGUUGGAGGUGAGGAAGGGAGAUGCGAAGGCCUUCGACAAGAUAGACAUCACAGUGCAGGCCAAACCGAGGAUCAACAGACCCCCAGUUGCAAUAGUCAAACCAAACCCUGUCAAGGUGAAUUUACCAAACUCAGAGGCCAUCUUGAAUGGAGCAGACUCAACAGACGACGAAGCAGUAGUGUCCUACUUUUGGAAAGAAGUUAAGAGACCAAGCAACGCCAAGGAACUGGUAAUAGACAACUCGGACCCGUCCAACCAGAUCCUGAAGCUGAGCGGACUGUCUGUGGGGGAGUACGUGGUCAGUCUAACUGUGACAGAUAGAGAGGGACUCCUCAACACCACCCUCGUCAAUGUCACUGUCCUCCCAGCCACCGACUAUCCCCCAACUGCAAAUGCCGGCUCAGACCAGGUGAUAACUCUGCCUGUGAACUCCAUUACCUUAUAUGGAAAUGGGAGUACAGAUGACAAGGAGAUAGUGAGUUACAAGUGGCAGCAGGACAGCAGCCAACAGGCCAUUUCUCUCCCGGCUGACAUGACUGGCACCAAGACACACACUCUCCAUCUGUCCAACUUGGAGGCAGGCACCUACACCUUCACCCUCGAAGUGGAAGACAGUGCUGGCCAGACGAAUACUGCACAGGUGCAUGUGAUUGUGGAGGAACCGCGAGACAAGCCCCCGAGAGCUGUCGUCAGUCCAGCAGGGCCUCGAGAUGUGUUCCUCCCCGACAGCAGUGUGGUGUUGGACGCCUCUCAGAGCUCAGACGACAAUGGAAUCAAGACGUACAACUGGUCCAUAGCUGCCAAACCACCGGAAAGUGGAGCUGCAAUUGAAAAUUGGGAUCAAGCAGUCACAAAACUAGUCCACCUAACAGUAGAAGGAACCUACAAAGUAGUUGUUCAAGUUACAGACACGAGCAACCAGAGCUCAGCUGCUGAACUGGUCGUCAAUGUACAUCCGGAUACUAACCAGCCCCCUGUUGCCAAUGCCGGGCCGGAUUUGGAGGUGAGGUGGCCUGUUGAUCUACUGGCAGUGAGUGGAGAAAAAUCGACUGAUGACGGCGAGAUUGUGAAGUGGGUGUGGGUUAAGGCGGAGAACGAGAGAAACAACCCGGCUGGAGGCAGAGCUGUGAACCAGUCAGACACGAAGCCAGUGAUGCUGUUGUCUGGACUAGUGCCGGGCUUAUACCUGUAUCAUUUGACUGUCCAAGAUGUUCAAGGUCUCCAAUCUACCGACUCAGUGGUGAUUAAAGUGGUGGAGCCGACAUACAUGCCAAACCUGAUCGAACUGCGACUACGAGUGCCUUACUUGACACUCCCGCACGACACUUUAAUCAACAUCAAACGAAACAUCGCAGUCGAUUUGGAGGUGGAAGAUAGCGAAGUCGUCAUUGUCAACAUCGGCGAAAACCGACAAGACGGCAACACCUUUGUACUGUUUUACGUCCUCGAACAGAAGUUGUCUACUGUGAAACGAGGCUCAGGAGUUAGAGACCUCAUUUCCAGGAAAUUAGACGCGGAGCCGAAGCGUUACACAUUUGAUACUAUUAUGGUUGAGACAUAUAUAUGUCAGAAUAAUUGCAGUGGCCACGGGAACUGCAAUUCGUUCACGAAGCAAUGCGAAUGUGACGGGUUCUGGAUGGAGAAUGUGAUCAGUCGGAAAUUUUUAGGACAUGAGUCGAAUUGUGAUUGGUCGGUUUUGUAUUUCGUAAUUAUAGCGGCCUUGACGAUGUCUUGUGUGAUAUUUAUCCUGUAUGUUUUGGUUUUGUAUACAGACGUGUUUCAAAGGUGCUCGUUUUGUAGGUGUUAUAGCUUGAGCGAUAAUUCAAGCUCGAAUGCAUCUAAAGUCGGAAAUGGUCGGCUAGUUACUGGAUCUUUAAACGGUAUGAAAAAAUUAAGAAGACGGCGAAAACGAAUAAACAACAACGAGUACUUAGAAGUUGCACAAACAAGCAAGUCGCUUGGUAAUACAGUUGAAAUUAAUUUGUCGACUGGAGAAAAUUCUUCGGAUGAAUUAUUUACUGCAAAGCCAAGUGGUCUAGUUGCGAACGGAGUUCACAAGAACAACGGGUUCCAAUCUGUGGCUAAAGAAACUUAAUUGUGCAGAACUUAAUAGUAGUUAGAUGAUGUUCAAAUGCAAUCUCAGCUAGGCGAUGUGUUACAAUUACACUCCUAAAAGUAUACAAAAAUUUAAUUUAUGUUUUUAAAGCCCGAGCUGCGAUAAUUAGUAAAAUAAUAAAUAGCAAGUGUAUUCCCAAGCAAAACCAAUCUAAACUUAAGAAAUGUCGCAAAUUCACAAUUCUCAGAGAAAUUACAUCUCCUCUUUAUAUCACUUGUACAUCUCAGCUUGGCUAUCAUAGAGCUUGCGAAGAAACUUACUCUACUUAUGAUAUUUGCUCAAAAUAGAACCUAUUUUAGGGGAAUUGGGUUUGGUCGUGAAAUAUGCUUCCCUGUCAUAGGAGCUUUAUGUUGUAAACCAUCGCCUUUAAAUAUAAUCUCAAUUGUACAUUAACUGCCCAACAGUUUAAUUUGGUUAAUAUUAAUUACCACUGAAAUUAGCAAACGUUAUAGUAAUCUAACUCGAUAUCUUGUGGUUUUCUGUUUCAUGGUUAUGGUCAAUCGGUGUUCUCGUUAAAUUGUUUAUUUUUAUAUAUGUUAAAUGAGCUUGAAAUAUUUUCAGCGAAGCAAAUAUCUGUAAAAUAUCGAUUCUUAAAUUCAUUUUCUUGGAUUGUUUUAA
Symsagittifera roscoffensis is the source of this 3643-nucleotide messenger RNA. RefSeq names its product dyslexia-associated protein KIAA0319-like protein. The record is from RefSeq and is a predicted model, not a curated record. Bases 68 to 3004 code for a protein of 978 amino acids. Gene Ontology annotation, biological process: neuron migration. The transcript has 11 exons. NCBI's taxonomy places the organism in Eukaryota, Metazoa, Xenacoelomorpha, Acoela, Convolutidae. Gene Ontology annotation, cellular component: cytoplasmic vesicle; membrane.